This is a messenger RNA of Akanthomyces muscarius, 1527 nucleotides long. RefSeq lists its product as uncharacterized. Lineage: Eukaryota; Fungi; Ascomycota; Sordariomycetes; Hypocreales; Cordycipitaceae. Gene Ontology annotation, cellular component: fungal-type vacuole membrane. The record is from RefSeq and is a predicted model, not a curated record. The transcript is spliced from 3 exons. Gene Ontology annotation, biological process: transmembrane transport. Gene Ontology annotation, molecular function: transmembrane transporter activity. The coding region runs from base 1 to 1527 and encodes 508 amino acids.
AUGAGCCGCUCGUCGAUUGAGCUGCGGCCCACGACGCCGUUUGGCGGGGAGACGAGCCGCGGCACAUUUCGCACGUCCGCGAUGGCACUGGCACGCGCGGGCAAGCCGCCUGGGCAGAGCCAGCAGCAGGAGAUGGAUGAUAGUCGGGCGACGACCCGGCCGCCGUCGCCGACGGAGGAGGAGGAAGGCAGCGGCGCCGAGGAAGACGGCGCGCAGGGACGACACGAGUUUUCGCUGCCGCCGACAGACUCGGGGAAGGAUGCGUGGAUGUUUUUGCUGUCGAGCUUCAUGAUGGAGGCGUUUGUAUGGGGAUUUCCUUUUGCGUUUGGUGUCUUCCAGAACUACUACUCCACGCAUGAGCCAUUCGCCGGCUCCUCGCAGAUUGCCGUCAUCGGCACCUGCGCCAUGGGCAUCAUGUAUCUGGACCUCCCGCUCAUCAUUGCGCUGCUGCGGCUGUACCCACGGCAGGCGCGGUACUCGCCCGCGAUCGGCAUCACGCUCAUGUGCGCGGCGCUGGGGCUGAGCUCGCUGUCGCAGACGACGACGCACCUCAUCGUGACGCAGGGCAUCCUGUACGCCGUGGGCGGCUCCAUCGCAUACUGCCCGUGCAUCCUGUACAUGGACGAGUGGUUCGUGCAGCGCAAAGGGCUCGCGUACGGCAUCAUGUGGUCCGGCACGGGGCUCGGCGGCAUCACCAUGCCGCUGCUGCUCGAGUUCCUGCUCGGGCGGUACGGCUUCCGCACCACGCUGCGCAUCUGGGCCGCCGCCCUCUUCGUCGCCACCCUCCCGCUCGUCUACUUUAUGAAGCCGCGCCUGCCGCCUGCCGCCGCCCGCGUCAGCCCGCUCAAGCUCGGCUUCGUCUUCAGCCGGACCUUUGCGCUCUACCAGGUCACCAACAUUGUCGAGGCGCUGGGCUAUUUCCUGCCCGGCAUCUACCUGCCCUCGUACGCGCGCGUGACGCUCGGCGCGGGGCCGUUCCCGUCGGCGCUGACGCUGCUCGUGCUCAAUGUCGCGACCGUCGUGGGCUGCGUGGCCAUGGGCUGGCUUACGGACCGGCUGCACGUCACGACGUGCAUCCUGGUGUCGACGGCGGGCACGGCCGUGGGCACGUUUCUGCUCUGGGGCCUCGGGCAGAACCUGGCUACGCUGUAUGCGUUUUGCGCGCUGUACGGCAUGUUUGCCGGGGCGUACACGUCGACUUGGCCGGGCAUCAUGCGCCAGGUGACGACGGCGCCGCCGGAACGAGGCGACGACGGGAGCAGCAGCAGCGGCAGCAGCAGCAGCGGUGGCGGUGGACGGGUGUUUGAUCCCAUUAUGGUGUGCGGGUUCUUGGCCCUGGGACGAGGGAUUGGGAAUGUGGUGUCGGGUCCGUUGAGCGAAGCUUUGAUUGCGAACAUGCCGUGGAAGGGCGAUGCGGCGGCUGGGUACGGAAGUGGUUACGGAACAUUGAUUGCGUUUACAGGGACGACGGCUGUUGUGGGAGGAGGUAGCUAUUUGUUUAGAAGGGUUGGAUGGAUGCCAGCGUAG